This is a messenger RNA of Maudiozyma saulgeensis, 579 nucleotides long. NCBI's taxonomy places the organism in Eukaryota, Fungi, Ascomycota, Saccharomycetes, Saccharomycetales, Saccharomycetaceae. The record is from the annotation of a GenBank genome assembly.
AUGCCUGAAAACGCAAUCAAGAGAAAAUUAGUUAUCAUUGGAGAUGGUGCAUGUGGUAAAACAUCAUUAUUAUAUGUGUUCACACUGGGAAAGUUUCCUGAGGAGUAUCACCCCACUGUGUUUGAGAACUAUGUGACAGAUUGCAGAGUAGAUGGAAUCAAAGUGUUACUAGGUUUAUGGGAUACUGCAGGCCAAGAGGAAUACGAACGAUUAAGACCAUUUUCGUAUUCUAAAGCGGAUAUAUUAUUGAUUGGGUUUGCUGUCGAUGAUGUAGAAUCUUUAGAAAAUGCACGAAAUAAAUGGGCAACGGAAGCUCUUAGAUACUGUCCCACCGCUCCUAUAAUAUUGGUAGGAUUGAAGAAAGAUCUUAGAGAGAAAGGACGAAAUGAACAUGGCGAGAAAGUUAAAAUGGUUGAUCCAAAAGAUGCCCAAGAGGUAGCAAGAGCCAUUGGUGCAAAGAAAUAUAUGGAGUGCAGUGCGUUGACGGGCGAGGGGGUUGAUGAUGUCUUUGAAUUAGCAACUAGAACAAGUUUACUGAUGACGGAAGACCCAGGUACAAAAUGUUGCACUUUAUCGUGA